Messenger RNA from Bacillus rossius redtenbacheri, 2496 nucleotides. RefSeq names its product collagen alpha-1(I) chain-like. The record is from RefSeq and is a predicted model, not a curated record. NCBI's taxonomy places the organism in Eukaryota, Metazoa, Arthropoda, Insecta, Phasmatodea, Bacillidae. The transcript has 2 exons. Bases 1 to 2496 code for a protein of 831 amino acids.
AUGGCAAAAGCCACGCUUGCCACCGGAACUGGCGGCCCGGCGAGCACGUGGCCUCGCUAUCCCAGCAACCAGGCGGCCCGUCGAGCUCGUGGCCUCGCUUUCCCAGCAACCAGGCGGCCCGGCGAGCACGUGGCCUCGCUAUCCCAGCAACCAGGCGGCCCGGCGAGCACUUGGCCUCGCUAUCCCAGCAACCAGGCGGCCCGUCGAGCUCGUGGCCUCGCUUUCCCAGCAACCAGGCGGCCCGGCGAGCACGUGGCCUCGCUAUCCCAGCAACCAGGCGGCCCGUCGAGCUCGUGGCCUCGCUUUCCCAGCAACCAGGCGGCCCGGCGAGCACGUGGCCUCGCUAUCCCAGCAACCAGGCGGCCCGGCGAGCACUUGGCCUCGCUAUCCCGGCAACCAGGCGGCCCGGCGAGCUCAUGGCCUCGCUAUCCCAGCAACCAGGCGGCCCGGCGAGCACGUGGCCUCGCUAUCCCAGCAACCAGGCGGCCCGGCGAGCACGUGGCCUCGCUAUCCCAGCAACCAGGCGGCCCGGCGAGCACGUGGCCUCGCUAUCCCAGCAACCAGGCGGCCCGGCGAGCACGUGGCCUCGCUAUCCCAGCAACCAGGCGGCCCGGCGAGCACGUGGCCUCGCUAUCCCAGCAACCGGGUGGCCCGGCGAGCACGUGGCCACGCUAUCCCAGCAACCAGGCGGCCCGGCGAGCACUUGGCCUCGCUAUCCCGGCAACCGGGCGGCCCGGCGAGCACGUGGCCUCGCUAUCCCAGCAACCGGGCGGCCCGACGAGCACGUGGCCUCGCUAUCCCAGCAACCAGGUGGCCCGGCGAGCACGUGGCCUCGCUAUCCCAGCAACCAGGCGGCCCGGCGAGCACGUGGCCUCGCUAUCCCAGCAACCAGGCGGCCCGGCGAGCACGUGGCCUCGCUAUCCCAGCAACCAGGCGGCCCGGCGAGCACGUGGCCUCGCUAUCCCAGCAACCAGGCGGCCCGGCGAGCACGUGGCCUCGCUAUCCCAGCAACCAGGCGGCCCGGCGAGCACGUGGCCUCGCUAUCCCAGCAACCAGGCGGCCCGGCGAGCACGUGGCCUCGCUAUCCCGGCAACCAGGUGGCCCGGCGAGCACGUGGCCUCGCUAUCCCGGCAACCAGGCGGCCCGGCGAGCACUUGGCCUCGCUAUCCCGGCAACCAGGCGGCCCGGCGAGCUCGUGGCCUCGCUAUCCCAGCAACCAGGCGGCCCGGCGAGCACGUGGCCUCGCUAUCCCAGCAACCAGGCGGCCCGGCGAGCACGUGGCCUCGCUAUCCCAGCAACCAGGCGGCCCGGCGAGCACGUGGCCUCGCUAUCCCGGCAACCAGGCGGCCCGGCGAGCACGUGGCCUCGCUAUCCCGGCAACCAGGCGGCCCGGAGAGCACGUGGCCUCGCUAUCCCGGCAACCAGGCGGCCCGGCGAGCACGUUGCCUCGCUAUCCCAGCAACCAGGCGGCCCGGCGAGCACGUGGCCUUGCUAUCCCAGCAACCAGGCGGUCCGGCGAGCACGUGGCCUCGCUAUCCCGGCAACCAGGUGGCCCGGCGAGCACGUGGCCUCGCUAUCCCGGCAACCAGGCGGCCCGGCGAGCACGUGGCCUCGCUAUCCCGGCAACCAGGCGGCCCGGCGAGCACUUGGCCUAGCUAUCCCGGCAACCAGGCGGCCCGGCGAGUAGGUGGCCUCGCUAUCCCAGCAACCUGGUGGCCCGGCGAGCACGUGGCCUCGCUAUCCAGCAACCAGGCGGCCCGGCGAGCACGUGGCCUCGCUAUCCCAGCAACCAGGCGGCCCGGCGAGCUCGUGGCCUCGCUAUCCCAGCAACCAGGCGGCCCGGCGAGCACGUGGCCUCGCUAUCCCAGCAACCAGGCGGCCCGGCGAGCUCGUGGCCUCGCUAUCCCAGCAACCAGGCGGCCCGGCGAGCACGUGGCCUCGCUAUCCCAGCAACCAGGCGGCCCGUCGAGCUCGUGGCCUCGCCUUCCCAGCAACCAGGCGGCCCGGCGAGCACGUGGCCUCGCUAUCCCGGCAACCAGGCGGCCCGGCGAGCACGUGGCCUCGCUAUCCCAGCAACCAGGCGGCCCGGAGAGCACUUGGCCUCGCUAUCCCGGCAACCAGGCGGCCCGGCGAGCACGUUGCCUCGCUAUCCCAGCAACCAGGCGGCCCGGCGAGCACGUGGCCUCGCUAUCCCAGCAACUAGGCGGCCCGGAGAGCACGUGGCCUCGCUAUCCCGGCAACCAGGCGGCCCGGCGAGCACGUUGCCUCGCUAUCCCAGCAACCAGGCGGCCCGGCGAGCACGUGGCCUCGCUAUCCCAGCAACCAGGUGGCCCGUCGAGCACGUGGACUCACUAUUUUAGCAACCAGUCGGCCCGGCGAGCACGUGGCCUUGCUACCCCAACAACCAGGCGGGGAACAGGCAGGGAGGUGCGAGAACUCUCUGACCGCAGCACUGAGACGGCCAGCUUCCGGUCGAGGAUGCCUGCGGACAGAUAA